Messenger RNA from Gloeophyllum trabeum ATCC 11539, 522 nucleotides. RefSeq lists its product as uncharacterized. Lineage: Eukaryota; Fungi; Basidiomycota; Agaricomycetes; Gloeophyllales; Gloeophyllaceae. The record is from RefSeq and is a predicted model, not a curated record. The transcript has a single exon. The coding region runs from base 43 to 522 and encodes 159 amino acids.
CACUAAUCUCGUAUAGCUGGCUAUACAAAACAAUCAUCUAAUAUGGCUCAGCUGCCUCAGAUCUCGCUGGACUUGUGCCUCUCGCCUCUGCUUGCUGACGCGGACAAGAACCAAUACUGCGACGAAGCGCUGGCGACGCUCUUGAAGAGUAUCUCUACACCGCUUCCUAGUCUCUCUUUCGCCUCUUCCAAGCCCAGGACCGCCGACAAGAACAAGCCGCUGCCUCGGACGCCACCGUGUCAGAAUCAGCACCAAGACCUUCCCCCAGGUAGCCCCGCAAAACCCGAAUAUCCACUGGCAACAUCAAAACAGAUCAUCAGCCUCCUGAACCUCCUGGACAAGCUCGAUACGGACAUGACAGCCGAAGUGCAGCGCAUCAAAGAGAACAUCAAGGAAACCCGCGACCUGAUCAAGGAAUACAAGAAAGAGCGGCGAGACAGGCGACGCAGUAUGAAGGAAAAGAUGGCGACACAGGUCCGGCAGACUUUGGCUGCAGACAGCGAUUUCUGGGCCGGUGUAUGA